Ceratotherium simum simum (southern white rhinoceros) is the source of this 3303-nucleotide messenger RNA. Lineage: Eukaryota; Metazoa; Chordata; Mammalia; Perissodactyla; Rhinocerotidae. The record is from RefSeq and is a predicted model, not a curated record.
UCCCCCUCUUCAGGGCAAGAUCUUCAGCUGGAAGGGGGUGCUUUGGGGUCCUGGGGGAGUGCCCCCCUGCCCUCCUCCAGGGCCAGGGGACCAGCAUCUUCAGGCAGGAAAUACUCAGACCACUGUGAGGCCCGGGCCUCGAGGCCUGGAAAGAGCCGCAUCCCCGGCCGUGACCACCGGCGCUACUACCACGACCACUGGCGGCUGGAGUACCUGAUGGACUUCAACCCUGCCCGGCACGGCAUGGUGUGCAUGGUGUGCGGCAGCUCCCUGGCCACUCUCAAGCUCAGCACCAUCAAGCGGCACAUCCGUCAGAAGCACCCCUACUCCCUGCAUUGGAGUCCCCGGGAGAAGGAGGUCAUCAGCAACAGCUGGGAUGCCCACCUUGGGCUGGGGGCCUGCGGAGAUGCCGAGGGCCUGGGGGCCCAGGGGGCUGAGGAGGAGGAGGAGGAGGAAGAAGAAGAGGAGGAGGAGGGGGCUGGCCUCCAAGCUUGCCCGCCCAAGGGCCCAGGCAAAGCCCCAGCUGGUGGGGGCAGCCGGCGCCAGCUGCGAGGGGGCCCAGUGGCACCCCGGGCUCGGCGCCGUCGCCUCUCAGCCUCCCGGAGGGCCGGGGGCAGCAGGGGGCUGGGUGCCCGGCGCCUGGAGCGGAGGCUGAAGGAGUCCCUGCAGAACUGGUUCCGGGCAGAGUGUCUCAUGGACUAUGACCCUCGGGGGAACCGGCUGGUGUGCAUGGCCUGUGGCCGGGCACUGCCCAGCCUGCACCUGGACGACAUCCGUGCCCACGUGCUGGAGGUGCACCCCAGCUCCCUGGGGCUCAGCGGCCCCCAGCGCAGCGCCCUGCUGCAGGCCUGGGGCGGCCCGCCCCAGGCACUGUCCGAGCUCACCCAGUCCCCACCAGACGAUGACCUCGUCCCCCAGGACCUGACCAGAAAGAGCCGGGACUCCGCCCUCGCUGCUGGAGCCCCCUCCUCUCAGGAUCUCAGCCCCCCAGACGUAAAGGAAGAGGCUGGCUGGGUCCCUGAGAGGCCCGGGCCGGCAGAGGAGGAGGAGGAGCUGGAGGAGGGCGAGAGGGUGGGGGUCCCGGGCCGGUCGCCGCGGGGCCGCCACCGCCGCCGCCACUCCCAGGAGCGCUGGCGGCUGGAGUACCUCAUGGAGCUGGACGGCGGCCGGCGCGGGCUGGUGUGCAUGGUGUGCGGGGGCGCGCUGGCCUCGCUCAAGAUGAGCACCAUCAAGCGCCACAUCCGCCAGCGCCACCCGGGCUCCACGCGCCUCAGCGGGCCCGUCAAGGCCCUCAUCGCCCAGGAGUGGAGCGAGAAGGCCGCCCACCUGCUGGCCCUGGGGCUGCCCUGCCCCGAGUCCCCCGGGGACCCCGCCGCCCCCAGCACAGCCGCAGCCUCCGAGGAGGGGGGAGGGGCAGAGGAGGAGGAGCCGGAGGAAGAAGAGUGGUGGGGCGAUGUCCCGCUUUCCCCUGGGGAGCCGUCGGAGCGGCCUGCCGAGGAAGAGGAGGACGACGAGGACGGCCAGGAGCCCGGGGGACUCGCCUUCCCUCCGCUGCCCCCGCCCCCGCCGCCGCCCCCGCCGCCGCCGCCCCGCAGCCGAGAGCAGCGGCGGAACUACCAGCCGCGCUGGCGGGGCGAGUACCUGAUGGACUACGACGGCAGCCGGCGCGGCCUGGUGUGCAUGGUGUGCGGGGGCGCGCUGGCCACGCUCAAGGUCAGCACCAUCAAGCGGCACAUCCUGCAGGUGCACCCCUUCUCCAUGGACUUCACGCCCGAGGAGCGCCAGACCAUCCUGGAGGCCUACGAGGAGGCGGCGCUGCGCUGCUACGGCCACGAGGGCUUCGGGCCGCCCGCCCCGGCGCCGCGCGACGGCGGCGCGGACCUCAAGGCGGGCGCCGUGUGUCGGGCGUAGCGGACUCGGGCCCGGCGGGGCCGGCGCUCUGGCUGGGAGACCCUGCUUCCCGCGGCCCCGCCGCUGCCGCUGCCCCCCGCUGGCCGGGCCGGGCGGAGACUGGGGUUGGGUGGGGCGCCAGCUUCCGCUCGGCGCAGUGGAGCCCCCGAGCUGGCCGGUGCGCCGCAGGAAGCGCGCUCCCCUCGCACCCGGCGCCCCGGCCCUCCCCGCGCAGGGCCCACGUGUCCCGAGAAGCCACAGCGGCCUCCGAGCGUUUGCGCGGAGAGCUUCUCGCCCAGCCAGUGUCCGGCCGCACCCCACGAGGCGAUCGUGUGCCCCGCGGGGAUGGGGGGCGCCAACAGUCAGUGUUAGGGCUCCAAGGGUGGGAGGAGGGCGCGAAGGCCGCGCCGGCCCCUUCCCCUGCCCGGGGGCCCAUCUCUCGGCGGCGUGGCACGCCGCAGGCACGGCUCCCGGGUCGGGGGCGGCCGCUACCCUGGCAUUAUUGAUAUUCUCGGCCGCGGAGGCUUGGACUGAGCGCCGGGGCCCCAGCAGGAGGCGGGGCGAGGGGGCCCGGGAGCCCGCGGGGCGGGCACGGGGACUGCGGGCGGGGCGGGGGUGGAGCUAGGCCGGGCCCGCCAGCCUCCCGGGCGGGCUCUGCGGACCGCGCGCCCGGCCGCCCCACCCGCCUCCUCGGCCACGCCCGCCCGGACCGAGAUCUUGUAUGGGAUCAGCACUUUCUUCCUUUGCUCCUCUCCUGCUCCAGGGCCUCCGUUACCCCCGCAGCUCAGUCAGGCGCUCCUGCUUCAGCGCCCCCGUCAGUCGGAGCCCGGGGCACUGGAGGUCCCGGCAGGCCGCGUUGUAUUCCCGUCCCCUCCCUGUCCCCCUUUGUACGCGGUGGAUGCGCCACCCGUUCUCCGCCCCCAGGGCCUGGGGCCGGGCCUCGGCCUCCCUUUCUCUUCCCCGUGGCAGCGCCAGGCCCUGUGGGGCCGGGAGGGGGCCCCGCGAUCUCCCAGGCAGGUCCGAGAGGGAUGUGUAGAUUCAUUCUCCCGUGGAGAACACGUGGCCCCGAGAUCAGGCCCCUUUUGCUCUUUGUAUUUUAUUUUGAAACUGUAUUUAAUGCUUUUAUAUGAAAGGGGGAGGGGCGGGGAGGGAGCUGUCCCGGUCACCCUUAUGUGCAAAUGUCUUAUUUAUUAUGCGUGUAUCAGAGAUAAGCUGUGAGGUGGUGGAGGAAGGAUCUAAAGGAAGAAGCAGCAAGGACAGAGGCGGGGAUGGGAGGACCCCAACCAUCCCAGGCUCAUGUGUGACUCUCCAGGCCUCUCCUCCAGUCUCUGAACUCCAAUGUCUGCUCUAGAUGUAGCCCGACCAAUUCCUUUGGUUUUAAAGCCUGAGAACGGGGAGGUCAGCGCGUGGGGC